This is a messenger RNA of Cordyceps fumosorosea ARSEF 2679, 2232 nucleotides long. RefSeq names its product candidapepsin-4 precursor. The coding region runs from base 1 to 2232 and encodes 743 amino acids. The record is from RefSeq and is a predicted model, not a curated record. The transcript has 7 exons. Gene Ontology annotation, cellular component: cytoplasm. Gene Ontology annotation, molecular function: phosphatase activity. Lineage: Eukaryota; Fungi; Ascomycota; Sordariomycetes; Hypocreales; Cordycipitaceae.
AUGACCGCAACAAUUCAUCUCGUACGGCAUGCCCAAGGCUAUCACAACCUCUCCAAGGAGAACGAGCUCCUGCACGACCCGGACCUCACCCCGCUCGGCGAGCGCCAGUGCGACGAGCUCCGCGCAUCCUUUCCGCACCACACCGAGAUCACCGCCAUCGUGUCGUCGCCGAUGCGCCGCGCGCUAUCCACCAGCAUCCUAGCCUUUGGGCAGGACCAGCUGUACCCCGUGGUGGCGCUUGAGGACCUGCAGGAGGUCUCGGACCUGCCCAGCGACACCGGCAGCGAGGUCGCGGCCCUCGGCGCCGAGUUCGGGCACAAGGUCGACCUGCGGCACGUCAGCCGGGAUUGGACGGACAAGACGAUGGCGAGCUCGUUCCAGGCGGAGCUGGGAAAGCUAGAGGCGAGGGCUCGACGGGCAAGGCUGUGGCUGCGGGAGCUGGCCCGAGGUCAGGGGGAUGGCCACAUUGUGGUGGUGGCUCAUGGCGACUAUAUGCACUUCCUCACCGACGAGUGGCAAGGCGUCCCCGAACUGGACUUCUACGUUUGGAAGAAUGCCGAGUACCGCUCGUAUCAAUUCAACGAUGUGCACAGCUCUGAUGAAGAUGCCCUCCUAAUAGAGACAUCGGAAAGUUGGAUCCGGCGACAGGGCACCGAGCGCCGCCCAACACGCGCUCAGCAGGAAGAAUGGAAACGUAUAGUCUAUCAGAGGCUCAACCCGCUUUAUGCAGCCAUGGGUCUACCGAAAGCAUAUGAGUCAAUCCAGUACAAAGACAGACUGUCCUCGGUUUCCAUAAAGGCUCUCGCCCCGACAUGUCCAGUCCCUCCUCAAUCUGCGGCUGCUGUCACUAGACCACGCUCGAAUACGGCGAUCCCCGAUCCUCCCGGCCAGCCCCGUGCCGCGGCGUCUUGGACGCGCGGUCCGUCACGAUCUCCACCGCGGCCAUCAGUCCGCGCACGCCGCGGCGCAGCACGUCAUGUCGGCGACCUCUCAGUGCCGCUCCGGCAGCCAGGCGGCAGGACGUUCAUGCCGCCGGAGCUCUGGAUGCACUCAACGAUGCAGCGGGCCGGCGACCGGCACGAUUUGGAGGUCGACUAUGCGCCAGCCAGCGUCGUCUUGAUCGCGGCAGUCGUGUUCAGUCGUGGAAGCUGCUGCGAGUAUAAGGUCAUCAUCGAGCCCGACACCGGAUCUGAAGGCCUCUGGGUACCUGGCGCAUCCCCGGCCAACGGCCGCACGGGCGACGAGUCGGUCUACUUUGACAGAGACGCGAGCACCUCGGCGCAGGACCUGAACACGGAAUCGGGGCUUCAAUAUGGCGCUGGCGGCAAGGAAACAGUCUGGUUCAACAUGAUUAGUGAUGAAGUCUCUGUUGGCGCCCGCGCACGAGCCUGGGACGCAUCGCCGGCGUCAUGGGCCUCCGUCCCUCCCCUAGCCAGAACAAGGGGGAGGGGCGACUUUGUUUCGCAGAAGCUCCUUGACAAGAAGAUUGUCAAGACCCGUGCGUUUAGCAUGGCCCUGCGCGAAAAGGACCAGGGCCUGCUUACGUUCGGCGGCUACGACACGAGCAAGUUUUCCGGAACCCUCGAGAGGCUUCCCCUCCAGCCGAGUUCGAGACACUACAUCGUCUCGGUCCAGUCCGUUUCCUUGACGGGCAGCGCUGGCAGUGGCAGCGAGACCGUCCUUGACGACCAAUCGAUCAAGAAGCCAUUGACCAUUGGCAUUGACUCUGGCUGGCCCGCUCUGGUCUUGAAGAGUUCUCUUUACAAGAUUGUCCAGGGCAAGCUUAAGGCAACACCGGGCUCGUUUGCUCAGAUGCGAGUGAGCUGCGACCUUGUCAGCGCCAAUUCGUCGCUCGACUUUAAAAUGACCGACAGCACCACGGUUUCGGUGCCCCUUGGCGACAUGUUGCUCAGAAAGAUUGGCGGUCACUUCUUGCGCCGAUUGCUUGUCGUAUAUGACCCGGAUGCGAGCUGCGUCUACGUCGCCCGUGGCGCCGACUGCGGCAUGAGCAUCGUUGCCAUUGAUGGCAAGAUGCCGACCGAUGCCGUCAAGGGCAAGUGCAACGAGCAGCCGGUCGCCGCUGAGCAGCCCGAUGCGAGCGCGCUGGUUAGCUUGGGGGUUCUGACCGAGGAGCAGCUCGGGAAGCUCAUGAAUCCCCGCAUUGAUGAGGAGUCAAAAUCUCCCACCGGGGUGAGAACAGAGAAGAAUGACAGACUUGGCGAUAGGUUUUGA